AUUUUCCUUUCCAGAGGCCCCGCUGAGGAAAUCACCUACGAGACCCUGAAAAAGGCCAUUGCCGACAGCGUGGCCGCGGAGGAGCAGGAGCGGGAGCGGCGGCGGCUGCUGGUGCAGAGGUUCCAGAAGGCGCCGUUCGAGGAGAUCGCGGCGCACUGCGGGGCCAGGGCGUCGCUGCUGCAGAGCAAACUGAACCAGAUCCUGCACAUGAGCGUCAGGCCUCCCCCGAGUCCCUCCGGGGCCGUCCCGGCCGUGCUGGGCCCAUCCCAAUCCCCACAAUCCCAACAAUCCCAACAAUCCCAAUCCCAACAAUCCCAAUCCCAAUCCCAAUCCCAGCCCCCCCACUCCAUCCCGGUGUAUGAGAUGAAAUUCCCGGAUCUCUGCGUCUACUGA
Agelaius phoeniceus (red-winged blackbird) is the source of this 393-nucleotide messenger RNA. Lineage: Eukaryota; Metazoa; Chordata; Aves; Passeriformes; Icteridae. The record is from RefSeq and is a predicted model, not a curated record.